Messenger RNA from Musa acuminata subsp. malaccensis (wild Malaysian banana), 754 nucleotides. Its product is annotated as zinc finger protein 1-like. Gene Ontology annotation, biological process: negative regulation of abscisic acid-activated signaling pathway. The record is from RefSeq and is a predicted model, not a curated record. NCBI's taxonomy places the organism in Eukaryota, Viridiplantae, Streptophyta, Magnoliopsida, Zingiberales, Musaceae.
GAUUAAUAGCUACUGUAAGAAGGAGGUGGAUCAGUAUUCGUCAUCUUGGCAUCUCAUGGAGGAGGAAGAGGAGAAGAGAGGAGAGAAGGAAGAAGAGAGGGGACACAGUACGCAGCAGCUGUUUCAACGGGAAGGGUCGAAGGCCGACACCGACGCGAUCGACGGGUCAUCGUCUUCGUCGCUACCGGUGCUGGAGCUCAACCUCAUCGGGUCGCUUGCCUCGGCGAACCCCGAGCCGCUGGAGGAGGAGCCGCGGGUGUUCUCAUGCAACUACUGCAGGAGGAAGUUCUACAGUUCUCAGGCGCUCGGCGGGCACCAGAACGCGCACAAGCGCGAGCGCAACCUUGCCAAGCGCGGUGGCGCAGCCGUGGCGUUCGGUGAUCAUGCCGGCGCUAGUGGAGCCGGUUACAGGUUUCCGGUAAACCUAGCAAACUUACCCCGACAAGGGUUGUACGCCGGCAGGCCGAUUGACAUCCAGGUGCACUCGAUGAUUCAUAAGCCGUAUACCGGAGCACCAACGUCGGCGGCGGGUACCUCGUUGAUCUACGGGCGACACGCGUGGUCGCAGCCUCCGAUGGCCGAUCGUCAACCAGCCAUAGGACGGCUGCUCACGGAAGAGUUCUACGGCACAGGAAGAGCACAGGUGGCGGCCAAGUUCGAUGAGGCGGCUGCGGCAGUGGGAGGGAAGCCGCGUGUCAGUGGCGGCGGUGGUGGUGAGGAGUUGCCUAAGCUUGACUUGUCUCUAAAGCUCUAG